Molecule: messenger RNA, 2187 nt
Organism: Salmo salar (Atlantic salmon)
Lineage: Eukaryota; Metazoa; Chordata; Actinopteri; Salmoniformes; Salmonidae
Gene: nxf1
Product: nuclear RNA export factor 1
Biological process (GO): poly(A)+ mRNA export from nucleus
Cellular component (GO): nucleus; cytoplasm
Molecular function (GO): RNA binding; protein binding
Source: RefSeq, marked provisional
CGGCGGGGCCGUAAAGCUACAUUGCAUGUUACGAACAAAGCGAAUAUCUUUGCUAACUAUUCACGGACGUUAAACGCCCAUUUGCUGUACAUAUAGAACUAACAAUACCCACUAUUAUUGGAGUUAAGUGGGUGUUCGGUUCCUGACUAUGUCAACAGCCGACGAUUCACGUUACUGCAACGAUCACGAUGACCGAGUUGGAGGACAAAAGGUUCGCAACCGUAAAGGCAGAGGGCCUUUCAGGGCCCCUAUGUAUAGUGACCAGGGGCCAGUAGGACCAAGACCAAGACAUCGUGGUAGCCAAAGAGGCGGCGGUGGCCCGGGACCCAGAGCGAGAUUCGACGAUGAGGAUGGAGAUGUGGCAAUGACGGACAGCAACUCCCAAGAUGGAUCCUCCCAACACAGAUUUAACCCUUAUGGAAGGCCAAAUCGGCGUGGUGACGACCGCUUUGACCGGGGCCGCAGAGGUGGUGGAGGAGGUCACAGGGGUCGUGGGAAUAACAAAGGAGGGGAUGGAGGUGGAGGUGGCCGCAAGAACUGGUUCAAGAUGUCUGUCCCCUAUGGAAAGAAAUACGACAAAGACUGGCUGAUAACAGCACUGCAGAAUAUCUGCUCCAUGCCCUUCACCCCAGUACAUUACCACGUGGAGGGAAACCGAGCAGAGUUCUUUAUUGAGGAUUCCACGACUGCGAAUGCCUUGUUUAAGGUAUCACGGAAGAUCACAGACAAAGAGGGCUACAAGGUGACUGUACUGAUGAAUCCCUGUCCUCCACCCUCCUUUCUCCAGUCUGAACUAAAGCCAGCUGAUCUGGAGCACCUGAAGCAAUGCAUGGCUAAACGUUUUGAUGGCUCUCAACAAGCCCUGGACUUAAACAACAUCCGGAUAGACCCAGACCUGGUGUCCCAGAACAUUGAUGUGACUUUGAACAGAAAGAACUCCAUGCGUGCUGUUAUUAAGAUAAUUGAGGAGAAUAUUCCAGAGCUUGUGUGUCUGAACCUUAGCAACAACAAGCUAUUUAGGCUGGAUGACCUGUCAGAGCUGGUCAAUAAGGUUCCCAACCUGAAGACACUCAACCUUUCUCAUAACGAGUUAAAGACAGAGCGCGAGCUGGACAGGAUCAAGGGUCUUAAGCUGGUGGAGUUAUGGCUGGAGAGGAACCCCCUUUGCGACUAUUUCAAGGACCAGGCUUCAUACAUCAGCGAGGUGAGAGAGAGGUUCCCCAGGCUUCUCAAACUGGACGGUCAGGAUCUCCCCCCGCCCAUAGUUUUUGAUGUGGAGGUGACUCCUGACGCCCUUCCACCUUGCAAGCCCAGCUACUUCUGCUCUGAAGAGAUCAAGACUCCCAUCGUUGGCUUCCUACAACAAUACUACAGUGUGUAUGACUCCGGAGACAGACAGCCUUUGUUAGAUGCCUACCAUGAUGGAGCAACCUUCUCCUUGAGCAUGCCCUUCACCAUGCAGAACCCCUCCAGGUGCAGUCUUGGAGAUUACCAUAAAGACAGUCGCAACCUCAAAAAGCUCAAGGAUCCCACCACACGAUUCCGCUUACUGAAGCACACUCGUCUGAAUGUGGUGGCUUUCCUGAGCGAACUGCCCAAAACGCAGCAUGACACUGCAUCUCUAAUUGUGGACGUCAACACCUUCACCAACACGUUACUGUCGUUCACGGUCACUGGAGUGUUCAAAGAAGUUGAAGGUAAAUCCCGCGACUCUGUGAGAGCUUUCUGCCGGGUGUUUGUCACAGUGCCAGCUGGAGGGACAAGUCUUUGCAUAGUGAAUGACGAGCUGUUUGUGCGCAAUGCUACGACUGAGGAGAUCCGCCGGGCCUUUGUGGCACCUGCCCCCACCCCAUCCAGCAGUCCUGUCCCCACCCUCUCAGCCCCCCAGCAAGAGAUGCUCUCUGCCUUCUCCCUCAAGUCCGGCAUGAAUCUUGAAUGGUCCCAGAAGUGCCUACAGGACAAUGAGUGGGAUUUCAACCGAGCAGCGCAGGUCUUCACAGACCUCAAGGCUCAUGGAAAGAUCCCAGAUGUUGCUUUCAUAAAGUGAACAGGAAUGGCUGUGAAGCUUUUUAAUUGUCAUUGGUCUUAUUUCUGUUGAUUCUUAUGCAGUUACCCUCCUGGAUUACAAGAUAACAUAUACUUCAUUAUUUGUGUACUUAUAAUUAAACAUGAUUUAACGUGUUCAAA